AUGAACUGGACUGAAGGCGCUCUCGCACGUCAUUCACGGCGAAGAGGCUGGAACGAGGAUGCCGCUCGUCAGAAACAAUAUUUUGCCAAGGCGCGUGCGCACCAGUGCCAACGAUCCGUUCUCACCAACACCUCAGAGGGCACGAACCGCAGUUUUGUUCCCGAUCACAUCCCCCAAACACCAAAAUCUUCCUUGACAAAUCCCAAGAUCACCUCAAUUUCUCAGACUUCGUCACAGAAAUCUCGAAGACGAACCCAGCGUCUAUCAAACGAGUGCAGGAAAAUGGCACCCGAGACGUUUGUAUCGCCAUUCUUCGAGACGGGCCGGAAACGAGGGCGAGAUUCCCCCAUCAUCACCAAAAGCCUCUCGCCAAAUGCUCUGUCUCCGGAUAUCGAGUCAAAGCGCCGAAAGCUCCUAGAGAAAAGAGACUGGACUGGCAUCGAGGUCCAAAAGCCGCUAAUUGUGGACUUUUCUCAUCCAAGGCCGGAGAAUCUCUUCAGCCACCAAAGAAAGGGCGCCUACCUGAGCCAUGGUUCAGCAUACAAAGCAGAUGAUCCCAUGAAAAUUCGAAUUGGCGCUCACAACUUGGAAUGGUCUCAUCAGAACAAUUCGCUUAUCACCCCCAGCUUGACGAGCGAGUUCCCCAGCCUUCAAGAUUGGGCGUCGUUUGAACCGUGUACUCCGGUACAUGUGCCGUCAAGCCCAUCUCACUAUUCAUUUGGGAUGUCUACUUCGCCUUCUGUCCAAGCCAACAUCCUUCAACCGUACUGUCAUCUCCAGGAUGCUAGCUACAAUGCGGGAUUUCUGCAUGGUCAGGACAUGAACUAUAAUUCCUUAGAUGGCUGUUGUGGAUCUGAAGAGCCGAAGUACAAAGUUCAGUCUACCCCGGCUGAGUUUCACCAUCCUCAACCUUCGCGGGGCGAGCGACCCCGAUUGUUCGAUCUCAGAUCCCCGGAACCACAGCAAUCUGGGAGCAUGAUAGUGGAAUUGGGAGGGCCGGUCCCGUAUCAGAAUUCCGAUGAAGAAGAAGAGUGGAGGAAUUGGCUGCACAGUAUGGACGAUUUUUCGAUUGAUCACAAUUUCAUCCUGGAUGGUGAAUACGAAAUUUCUUCAACUCUCACGCCGGGAAUCAGCGAGGCUGCUAGUCCCAUUUUAUCGUCUUCUCGCGACAACACCCAGGUUCAGCCGGAGUCACCAGUGACACUUGUGGAAGAACUCGAAGAGAGCGAGAACAAGAAAAUCAGUAUGACUCAGAUCGAACGGGAGCAACAUAGUCAACAUAGCAACCCUAGCGCUGGAACCGAAAACGUAUCCACGGUCAAUCCGACAGAGGUCCACGCAACAAGCCAGGAUUUGAUGCUACCUUCUGUUUGCGACCUACUCGUGGCGCCAGCUUUCCAGGCCUUUGAUGACUUUGUAGGAAUGGAGGAAGCUCCGCCGAUGAGCUAUGUCGAUCUACUGGAAGAAGCAACGGGCAAUUUGACGGAAGCAGACGAUGAGGAGAUCUGGAAGAAGUUCAUUUUCGAUAACGACAGCGACUUGACAGAGUCAACUGUGGGCGAAGUACAAACGGACACUGCCACGGGAAUGAUUGAUAACCAGUCAUCUUGCCACCCAGCAUAUGUGCAGUCGGCACCGAAUGGAGACACCGAUAUCACAUCAUUUGGCAGUGUCUCAGACAAUCCAGGUGGCUUCGGAUUGUCGUCGAACGAGACUUCUUCGUCCAACAUUCUAGAGAAUUGCCUGAUUGAGGACAAACCACAGUUGUAUGAGCAGGGGCCUUUGUCGGGGAAUCCGGAGCAAGAUGACUUCUUCAAGUUCCAUCAUCCCAGGCCUUUCAUUGGCAGGCUCGCCUCCCAGACCAAUGCAACCCCCAAGCCCAGGGAUUCCCCACUCAAGAGAAGCAGAGGACGACCCAAGAAGAAGAGGGACGCACAGAGGCCAGACAUUCGAGCGAUGCCGAAUUUCGACGGCGACCCAAUUGACGACGAUCUAAUUGACGACGAAUGA
Messenger RNA from Clonostachys byssicola, 2010 nucleotides. Lineage: Eukaryota; Fungi; Ascomycota; Sordariomycetes; Hypocreales; Bionectriaceae. The record is from the annotation of a GenBank genome assembly.